UGCGAGGAGUGGGGUAACAUCUUUCCCGUCCGUUUGACCAUAGGGUAGGGUAGGGAGCAAGAUAACCGUUGUUGCUCGAUAACAGCCAAACUGGUCCGUGGACCCAAGUGAAGUUUACCUGCACAUGUCUUUGCUUGUGUGAGACGCAGUUUGCUGUUGGGCUUAUUGUGUGACCACGGAUGAGAGAAUUUUAGAAAUGAGUCUGUAAUUUAGGAUGACAAACUAGCAGGCUACAAGAUGAUGAUAGCAUUUGCAACCUUGCUGUAACUUAGCAAAAAUUGGGUUGUUAUCCCCGCUAGGCAGUUUGGUGGAUUUAUUUGUCUGAGCAGCUGUAACAACCGAAGCAGUGUCGUCCUGAGCUUGGGCGAAUCAGUUCAUUGUCUGCACGGAAGUGCUGCAAAUCGAUAAAAUUUCUACAACUUAAAUCAGUAACAGCCAUGUCAGACGAGCGCACCGCCCUCCUGAUCCAUAGCGUGUACAGCGUUGCCGGCGACUCCGCGAUGUCCGACUCGGGGCCGCAGGGAACGGACGCGGGGAACCCAGGCGGCCCCACCGCUACCCCGCGCAGCCUCAACACCUUCUUCGGCGUGAUCGUGCCCACGGUGCUCUCUAUGUUCAGCAUCGUGCUGUUCCUCAGAACUGGCUUUGUGGUCGGUCAUGCUGGUCUGCUCCAGGGCCUGCUCAUGUUGGCUGUGGCCUACUUCAUCAUCUCUCUGACCAUCCUGUCUAUCUGUGCCAUUUCCACUAAUGGCGCUGUGGAGGGCGGUGGAGCUUACUUUAUGAUCAGUCGGUGUCUAGGCCCAGAGUUUGGGGGCAGCAUCGGACUCAUGUUUUACCUGGCCAAAGUGUGUGCAUGUGGCGUCUAUGUGCUGGGACUGGUAGAGGCCAUACUGGACAUUUUCGGGCGGGAGCCAGGUGCCACGGUGUCGGAGGGCUUGCGGGUCCUGCCGCAGGGUUACUGGUACACGGUGCUGUACUCUGCGGUGGUGCUGCUGCUCUGCCUCGUGGUCUGCCUGGUGGGCGCCCACAUCUACUCCCGCGCCUCCUUCCUCAUCCUGCUGGUGGUGACCGUCUCGCUGCUGUCCGUCUUCAUCAGCACCUUCAUCGUCCGCCCACGCCACUUCCUCAUCAGCCACGAGUGCGGCGCCAACAGGACCUGCGUCUACAACGCCAGCUACACGGGCUACAACUCCACCACGCUCAGAAGCAACCUGGGGCCGGGCUAUUCUCGGGAUUACAGCACCAACACUGUCAUGUCCUUCGCCACGGUGUUCGCCGUCAUGUUCACCAGCUGCACAGGAAUCAUGGCCGGGGCAAACAUGUCUGGAGAACUGAAGAACCCCAGCGUGGCGAUUCCGUGGGGAACCAUCUCUGCAGUCCUCUACACCUUCACUGUCUAUACGGUCCUCUUCAUUGUUGUCAGCUCCACGUGCGACAGGUCCCUGUUGACCCAGGACUACGGCUUCUUCCAGCGUAUCAACGUUUGGCCACCCUUCGUGAUCAUCGGGGUGUACUGUGCCUCCCUGUCCGCUGCCAUGUGCGCCCUGAUUGGAGCUUCCCGAAUCCUUCAUGCCCUGGCCCUGGACCAGCUCUUUGGUUUGCCAUUGGCACCAGCAGCUAUCACCUCCAAGUCGGGGAACCCUUGGGUGUCAGUGGUUUACACCUGGGCUCUGGUGCAGUGUGUGGUUUUUGCGGGGCAGCUGAACUUCAUUGCCAGUCUGGUCACAGUCUUCUACCUGCUAGCUUAUGCUGCUGUUGACCUGGCCUGUCUGGCACUUGAAUGGGCUUCGGCUCCAAACUUCAGGCCAACGUUCCAGUUCUUCUCCUGGCACACCUGCCUGCUGGGCAUCCUCAGCUGUCUGGUGAUGAUGUUCGUGAUUAACCCUUUCUACUCCUCCGCCAGCAUCGUCCUCCUCCUCCUCCUGCUGCUCUUCCUCCACUACAGGUCACCCACCAGCAGCUGGGGCUAUGUCAGCCAGGCACUCAUCUUCCACCAGGUGCGGAAAUACCUGCUGAUGCUGGACGUGCGGAAGGAGCAUGUGAAGUUCUGGCGGCCACAGGUGCUGCUGAUGGUGGCCAACCCCCGCUCCUCCUGCCAGCUCAUCACCUUCGUCAACCAGAUGAAGAAAGGAGGGCUUUACGUGCUGGGUCACGUGCAGCUGGGUGACCUGGAUUCCCUGCCCUCGGAUCCUGUCCAACCCCAGUAUAACUUCUGGCUGAGUCUGGUGGACAAGCUGGGGGUGAAGGCCUUUGUGGACCUGACACUCUCUCCCUCUGUCAGACAGGGAACCCAGCACCUGCUACGAAUCACUGGACUGGGAGGCAUGAAGCCCAACACCCUGGUUUUGGGUUUCUAUGACAACUGUGUCCCAGAUGAUUACUUCCUGCAAGAUCCUGCAUUCUCUCAGGGGACAGGGGGACACAAGGAUGGUGGUGGAGGGGACAAUUUCGGGGUGGACCUGCCCUCUCUGCAAGCUCAUUUCCCCCCUGUCCGUGACGUGGAGACCCCGCACUGUCUGUCCGUGGAGGAGUACGUGGGCAUCAUCUCCGACGCCAUCAAAAUGGGCAAGAACGUGUGCCUGGGGCGCUACUUCUACCAGCUGGAGGGGGAGAGCAACGCGGUGAAGAACGACGGGGUGGAGAGGACCAUCGACGUGUGGCCGCUCGACCUGCUGCAGCCCGGGAGCAGCAGCAGCUACGUGGACGUCUGCAGCCUCUUCCUGCUGCAGAUGGCGUGCGUGCUCAACAUGUCCAACAGGUGGCGCCGCGCCAGGAUGCGGAUCUUCCUGUGCGUGGAGGCCGCGCUGGGCGACCAGGGCUGGAUGGCGAAGGAGGAGACCCUGCGCGACUUGCUGAGGAAGCUGCGAAUCCGGGCCACCAUAAAGAUCGUGCAGUGGGAUGCGGUAGUGGGGCUGCACGGAGGGGGGAGUGAGCAGCGUGCCCCCAACCCGGGAGACGGGGGUGUAGGAGAGGAGGGGCUGGGUGGCGGGGCAAGGGCGCUACCUCACCUCUCAGAGAGCUUCCUGACAGGAGUGAACGGCCUGCUAACGGAACACAGCGCCCAUGCUGCUGUCCGCUUCCUGUAUUUGCCCCGCCCCCCUGCUGCCUCCAGCCAAUCCCAGCAGUACUUGGCCCAGCUGGAGGCUGUGACACAUGGCCUGGGCCCCACCCUCCUCAUCCAUGGUCUCACACGGGUCACUUGCACUGAGCUCUGAAGGUAUGUUUGUGUGUGACAGAGAGAAUCGCAAACCAGUUCUACAGCUUCUGCUGUGUUGACACAGUACUGAGAAUGACAUUUUGUUUAACUUUCAGUUGAUCAGGAAAUGUACAGGUUGCUUAAAAUCUGACUGCCCUCUGGCAUCCACUUAUUUAAUAAUAUGGUAAUUAAAAGCUGGCUGUUCUUGCAACAGUAGCAUUUUUUUCAGUGGACGAUGGAUUUGACUUAACCACACACACAUGUAUACUGAUGAAUUAUGUCUACAGCCAGUUUGGGAUCUUUUUAGCUGUAAAAAGCUAGAAGAAAAGCUUUAAAUGAAAUUGCAUCAUCCACAGGAGUAUGAGGUUCAUAUGUGGAGCUUUUACCGCAUGUCUGCACUUGUCUACGUUGUGAAUUGUAAUAUUUCUCUUGUUUAUCUUUGCUUGACAUGUAAUUUAUGUUCUGUAAGGUAUAGAGGCAAUCUGUUACAGGCUAGGAGGUGUUUGACUUUAAACCUUGGGAAAAAUGUUUGUUCAGACAUGCUAAGCUCCAUUGGUUCCGACACCACCCCAUCAGUGACAUUUUAGAAGAUGUUUUGGCCAACGAUUAGAAAUCAGUGUUGCUUUGGAGAAACAGGAGGAGAGGGUGGUAGUAUCAUAACCCCUUUUCUAUUCUCGGUGCCUUUUUAACUAUAAGGCACAAAGGAUCAUCAUAUCAGUGAUUAGACUGGGAAAGGGACCUUGUAUGUACUAAAAAUUCUUUGAAAGGUGGACACGGUGACCUGUGUGCGGUCACGACCAAUGGUGGAUGCUUAUUGCAGGUACAUUCCCCAUUGUUUUGCAGUAUACAUUCCCAGUUAAUUACUAAGUGCAUGUAGUGCUAUUGCUUCUCUCAGGGUUUUAUUCUCAAUAUUAUUGAUAACCUAUGUUUUUGAGUGGACCAAACAAAUGUUUGUCAGAUCAUUAACUAAGCUGAGUCAUGGAUCCAUGCUCCUGUCAUUUUCAAAUACAGGAAUAGGUUUAGUUUCAUGGGUUUCCCCAAAGUGGUGAUAUCCACACCAGCAGACAGCAGAAUUCUGGUGCUGAUGAUUUUGCUGUGUGUGACGGUGGACCCGCCUCAUCAUCACUCUAGUCUGUUAUGACAACUGAUUGUCAGAAAGUUCACAUGGAAAAUCAUGUGCCCCUUGAUGAACCGUUACGCAAGCUCUCUUGGCAGUGACAGUUACACAUUUGAAAGUUCUCCUUUUUACUCUAGGACAGCGGAUUCAUCACCCCACUAGCGCUUCCUAGAAAUGGGCUUUGGCCCCAUUUAUGCAUCGACCAUUUCUUUAUAAUAAACAUUUCACUUCGGUUUUGGAAGGAAUACAGGUUUGUCAGAUGUGGAUAAUUUUCCCUAAAUGUUCACAUUCCUAUGGUUUUCGCUAGUUUACUGAUAGUGUGUUGCAUUGGACCUUAUAGACUUAAUUUGAAAGUGUUACUUUGUUGUUUGUUACACAAGCCUGCACAAAGCAGGGUCUUUGUUGCAUCAUGCAGUGAUCGUUGUUGCUGAGAAAGAGGGAAAUAUUUUUCUUGUGGCAGGUAUGCAAGAUGGUAAAUAGAUUGAUACAUAGGAAUACCUGGGCUUAAUAGGUCAUGAAUACAACAAAUGGUAGUUUAACAAAAACAUACUAGUGCUUGCAGAUGAAUUUUCAGCCUCAGUAUAAGAGACAAUAGCUAUUGACAGCUUGCUAUUCGCAUAAUUUAUUUAGCUAGCUGGCUGAAGUAAAUUGUCAUCUCUUUUUUGGAGUGUGAGCUAGUGGGGUAACUGGGCUGACAUUAGCUUGUUGCAGUUGCCUCAUGUGCAAUUGACCACAACAAAUGCAACAGCCGUUUUGAGGAAAUUGCAACCUUUAUGAACCUUUCUGCCACAAUUUCUCAGAAUGUCAAUUUUGAAAUUUUACUUUUCUAGACGUAAACAUGUCACAUCUUACAGUACCGGAAGAAAAUCACAGGAAACAAUGUAAUUGUUUUAUUCACCCAGUGUUUCAGAACAUGCUUUGUUAAUUCUCUGAUUUAAUACUGUUAGUCCUCAAAUAUGAAAGAACUGUCUCACCAUCAACAAAUGUUCAUUAUGCAUUACGAUACAUCACCUCUGGCUUUAAGUGAUCAUAAGUAUUAUGUAUAAUCAUUUUUUUACAUUGUAUCUGAGCAUACCCAGGAUAGGAGUACAUUAAGGGAGAAACAGGAGGUAUUUAAAUAUGGGAAUGGGUUUUCUACUGUAUGCUAGUUGGCUCCUGUUUUGGAAAUUUGAAAUUGUGUGUGAGAUAUGUUUUGGUUGGCACAGUGUAAACUCAGGUCCGUUGUAAUUAUUGGUUGUGUUUAUCUCUUUUACUGCUAUGCUUUAUCUACCUCUAUGGGUUAGAAACGGAACAUAGUCGUGCAGAUUCAGCUGCUUCAGUCAAGCUUCAUCCUUAUUCCCUAAAGGCCGCUGCUUGUAGUCUUUUGUCCCGAAAGACCAGCAGGGUUUUUUUCCCAGCUAUCUUUGAAACCAGAAUGAUUACUUCAUUUGGGUGGUUUGGUAGAUUUGGAAACCUGCUGGCCAUUCAGGGACCAGAUGAAAAUCUCCUUUUUACAUGAAUGCUGUUCAGUUUGAGAGAGUCUAGGGACGAACACAAACCAUAGCGCACAGCUUUAUCAAGAAAGGGAGAUCUCCCCUCUGAAUUUGGUUAAGCCCCCCCCAUAUGUUCGAUCUGGAGAUAACUCUGGCACACCUGUAAUGAAAUUCAUGUCUCAUGGUGAAAAUGCAUCACUUUGGCUUAAGAACACACAGCGUAAACUACGACUGUAAACUGUGACUAGCCAAGCGUAUGUUAUGGGUGUAUGGAUGUAUCUGUGUUUUUCUAUGUGUUCUGCAUGCAGGUAUGAGAGCAUUGUUACACUUUUUUGCAAGUGUUAACCAAAA
Messenger RNA from Megalops cyprinoides (Indo-Pacific tarpon), 6136 nucleotides. RefSeq names its product solute carrier family 12 member 9-like. NCBI's taxonomy places the organism in Eukaryota, Metazoa, Chordata, Actinopteri, Elopiformes, Megalopidae. The record is from RefSeq and is a predicted model, not a curated record. Gene Ontology annotation, biological process: chloride ion homeostasis; potassium ion homeostasis; chloride transmembrane transport. Bases 438 to 3215 code for a protein of 925 amino acids. Gene Ontology annotation, cellular component: membrane. Gene Ontology annotation, molecular function: potassium:chloride symporter activity. The transcript is spliced from 14 exons.